This is a messenger RNA of Odobenus rosmarus divergens (Pacific walrus), 4510 nucleotides long. It is a transcript of the gene FRMD4A, whose product is annotated as FERM domain containing 4A. The transcript is spliced from 23 exons. Gene Ontology annotation, cellular component: adherens junction; bicellular tight junction; cytoskeleton. Gene Ontology annotation, biological process: establishment of epithelial cell polarity. Lineage: Eukaryota; Metazoa; Chordata; Mammalia; Carnivora; Odobenidae. Bases 1 to 3264 code for a protein of 1087 amino acids. The record is from RefSeq and is a predicted model, not a curated record.
AUGGCUGCAGGGCCGCUGGGCUCAGAAGACCUGCUAUGUAGCUGGGACCGUCUCGUGUGGGGCCUGACUUCCCAGGUCCUGAGGACGUGUCGAGGGGGACACCUUCGGAUCCUGCAGCUGAUGCUGAAACCAUGGUGCAUCUCCAGGGCUGUCUACCAGAUGACGGAGGGCCGUCGAUGUCAAGUACAUCUUCUUGAUGACAGGAAGCUGGAACUGCUAGUACAGCCCAAGCUUCUGGCCAAGGAGCUGCUGGACCUCGUGGCCUCUCACUUCAAUCUGAAGGAAAAGGAAUACUUUGGAAUAGCCUUCACAGAUGAGACGGGACACUUAAACUGGCUUCAACUAGACCGAAGAGUAUUGGAACAUGACUUCCCCAAAAAGUCCGGACCGGUCGUUUUAUACUUUUGUGUCAGGUUCUAUAUAGAAAGCAUCUCAUACCUGAAGGACAAUGCUACCAUUGAGCUCUUCUUUCUGAAUGCUAAGUCCUGUAUCUACAAGGAGCUGAUCGACGUUGACAGUGAAGUGGUAUUUGAAUUGGCCUCCUAUAUUUUACAGGAGGCAAAGGGAGAUUUUUCUAGCAAUGAGGUGGUGAGGAGUGACUUGAAGAAGUUGCCUGCGCUUCCCACUCAAGCCCUGAAGGAGCACCCUUCCCUGGCCUACUGCGAGGAUCGAGUAAUUGAACACUACAAGAAACUGAACGGCCAGACCAGAGGUCAAGCAAUUGUAAACUACAUGAGCAUCGUGGAGUCUCUCCCAACCUACGGGGUUCACUAUUAUGCAGUGAAGGACAAGCAGGGGAUACCGUGGUGGCUGGGACUGAGCUACAAAGGAAUCUUCCAGUAUGACUACCACGAUAAAGUGAAGCCGCGGAAGAUAUUCCAAUGGAGACAGUUGGAAAACCUGUAUUUCAGAGAGAAGAAGUUUUCCGUGGAAGUUCAUGACCCCCGCAGGGCUUCAGUGACAAGGAGGACAUUUGGACACAGCGGCAUUGCAGUGCAUACGUGGUAUGCAUGUCCGGCUUUGAUCAAGUCCAUUUGGGCUAUGGCCAUUAGCCAACACCAGUUCUAUCUGGACAGAAAGCAGAGUAAGUCUAAAAUCCAUGCCGCACGAAGCCUGAGUGAGAUCGCCAUUGACCUGACCGAGACGGGCACUCUGAAGACCUCCAAGUUGGCCAACAUGGGGAGCAAGGGGAAGAUCAUCAGUGGCAGCAGCGGGAGCCUCCUGUCGUCAGGUUCUCAGGAAUCCGAUAGCUCUCAGUCGGCCAAGAAAGACAUGCUGGCCGCCUUGAAAUCCAGGCAGGAAGCGCUGGAGGAAACGCUCCGCCAGCGGCUAGAGGAACUGAAGAAACUCUGUCUUCGAGAAGCUGAGCUGACAGGCAAGCUGCCGGUUGAAUAUCCCUUGGAUCCAGGGGAGGAACCACCCAUUGUUCGAAGAAGAAUCGGGACAGCCUUCAAGCUGGAUGAACAGAAAAUCCUGCCCAAAGGAGAGGAAGCCGAGCUGGAACGCCUGGAACGAGAGUUCGCCAUUCAAUCCCAGAUUACGGAGGCUGCCCGCCGCCUCGCCAGUGACCCCAAUGUCAGCAAAAAACUGAAGAAACAAAGGAAAACCUCUUAUCUGAAUGCACUGAAGAAGCUGCAGGAGAUUGAAAACGCCAUCAACGAGAACCGCAUUAAGUCCGGGAAGAAACCCACGCAGAGGGCUUCCCUGAUCAUUGCUGAUGGAAAUAUUGCCAGUGAAGACAGUUCCCUCUCAGAUGCCCUUGUGCUAGAGGAUGAAGACUCUCAGGUCACCAGCACACUGUCCCCCUUACAGUCUCCUCACAAGGGACUCCCUCCUCGGCCACCGUCACACAACAGGCCCCCCCCUCCCCAGUCCCUGGAGGGACUCCGGCAGAUGCACUAUCACCGCAACGACUAUGACAAGUCCCCUAUAAAGCCCAAAAUGUGGAGCGAGUCCUCUUUGGAUGAGCCUUACGAGAAGGUCAAGAAACGCUCCUCCCACGGCCAUUCCAGCACCCACAAGCGCUUUCCCAGUACGGGGAGCUGUGCCGAAGCCGGAGGGGGCAGCAGCUCCCUGCAGAACAGCCCCAUCCGCAGCCUGCCCCACUGGAACUCACAGUCCAGCAUGCCGUCCACCCCAGACCUCCGGGUCCGGAGUCCCCACUACGUUCAUUCCACAAGGUCGGUGGACCUCAGCCCCACGCGGCUACACAGCCUCGCCCUGCACUUUAGGCACCGGAGCUCCAGCUUGGAGUCCCAGGGCAAGCUCCUGGGCUCGGAGAACGACACGGGGAGCCCCGACUUCUACACCCCACGGACUCGUAGCAGCAACGGCUCCGACCCCAUGGACGACUGCUCCUCCUGCACCAGCCACUCGAGCUCGGAGCACUACUACCCGGCGCAGAUGAACGCCAACUACUCCACGCUGGCCGAGGACUCGCCGUCGAAGGCGCGCGCGCGGCAGCGGCAGCGGCAGCGGGCGGCGGGCGCGCUGGGCGCGGCGAACUCGGGCAGCAUGCCCAACCUGGCGGCGCGCGGCGGCGGCGCGCACGGCGGCGGCGGCGGCGCGCACGGCGUCUACCUGCACAGCCAGAGCCAGCCGAGCUCGCAGUACCGCAUCAAGGAGUACCCGCUGUACAUCGAGGGCAGCGCCACGCCCGUGGUGGUGCGCAGCCUGGAGAGCGACCAGGAGGGCCACUACAGCGUCAAGGCGCAGUUCAAGACCUCCAACUCGUACACUGCGGGCGGCCUGUUCAGGGAGAGCUGGCGCGGCGGCGACGAGGGCGACGCGGGCCGCCUGACGCCGUCGCGCUCGCAGAUCCUGCGGACUCCGUCGCUGGGCCGCGAGGGCGCCCACGACAAGGGCGCGGGCCGCGCCGCCGUCUCGGACGAGCUGCGCCAGUGGUACCAGCGCUCCACGGCCUCGCACAAGGAGCACAGCCGCCUGUCGCACACCAGCUCCACCUCCUCGGACAGCGGCUCCCAGUACAGCACCUCCUCCCAGAGCACCUUCGUGGCGCACAGCAGGGUCACCAGGAUGCCCCAGAUGUGCAAGGCCACGUCAGCUGCCUUACCUCAAAGCCAGAGAAGCUCAACACCAUCAAGUGAAAUUGGAGCGACGCCCCCAAGCAGUCCCCACCACAUCCUAACCUGGCAGACUGGGAGCUACACCGACAGCUGUUUCCUGGACUCCUCCCUCUAUCCCGAACUAGCCGACGUCCAGUGGUACGGGCAGGAGCAAGCCAAGCCCGGCACCCUCGUGUGAGCCAGCCGGCCUCGAUCUGACCGCCUCAACGCCAUUCAGAGAUCACCUCACUGCCUCUCAUUUGCCUUACCCAGACGCACUGUCACCCCGCACCAGCUUCGGCCCUCAGCACUUUUUUUCCUCCCGUCUCCGCAUCCCCUUCACCCUCAAAAACCUGACUGAGGAGACAUUCUGGAAGGUUCCGGUCCCACUGUGUGUCCCCCUGGCGCUCUCGCCCACGGAGAGCCAGGCACCAAUCCUCAGCGGCACCUUGGUGGCUUCCCCCUGCCGUGACAGCCCCCAGGCCAGGACCCAUCAGGGAAGGUGGCGGACAUCCAGUUCCCGUGGACAAGUGGCAGGAGAACAGGAAAGGGGACUUACGUACAGGGUGAUCCUGAAGGACUGUUCGCUGUGGCCAGCCUGCGCCCCCCUCGCAGGCCCACCGCACGCUCGGUGAGGAGGAUGCCUCGUGCGUGCGCGGAGAACACUCAGUUGACACUUGACAUGUUCCCUGGGGGAGUGGCUAUUGGGGGAGGGGAAGGAGAUUGAAAAAGGAAGCUUCACGUGUCCAAGAUGCAUCCGAGGAUCACAAUCAGUUCUAUGCUGCCAAAGAUUAAAAAAAAAAUUAAAAUAAAAAAAGAGGGGCCAAGAGGAAGACAUUCUUUCUGCAAUGAAAUCUUUUAAAUUCUUAACUGCUACUAACUCAUCACAGUGAAAAGUCAACCAUUUGUAAAUUGUUUCCCCUCUUUAUCCCUCGCCCUUAACGCCCCACCUUCUCUCUCAGGCCAGAGCCUGGAAAACUAACCCGGUAUGAUGGUCAAGUGGAGGGAGCCAGAGCAGCGCCGCGGCCUCGGGUCCCCGGGGGUGUGCACACGGAGGACAGGUCUGCGGGCGGGGAGCAGGGGGGCGCCGUCAGCCCGGUCUGCACGGGGGUCGGGUCCAAGCUCACCGCCUUCCUGCUGGGGUCUGGAGGAAACGGAAGGUGGGGAUUGCCAAAAGCGCUUCUCUCUCAUUAAAACAAGCAGUAAAAGCGUGUCCUAUUGUUUUGCACAAGGUGUUUGAUUUUAUUUUUCAUGGGAAACCAAGGGAAAAAGCACAUCACGAUCCAUUCGAGUGUUUAACUGUUGUGGCUCCUUUUAUACUUGUUAGCACUUGUGUGACAAAGAGCUCAGACCCGACUUCUCUCGGCACCCGGUUACCAAUGUGUCACUUAUUCCAAGAACCCAACUAUGCCCUUAGGUAGGAAGAGUUGACUCCCACGUCUACU